AUGUUUUUUCCUCCAGAGAGCUUUGAAGGGAAAACACCACUUGGAUGUUAUAAAGAAGGUUCUUUCUGUAAAAGAAAAGACUUGGGAAAAGGACGAGAGUUUUACAUUGAUAAGGAUAAAAGCAUUCUGCAUCAGAAUGGCGACAUGAAUUUGUUCCCAUCCGCUCAUCCAAAGGCGAAACAAAUCAAUAACAGACAUUUUUCACAGAAAUCCAAUGCUUUCAAUCAUUUUCUAAGGCAAGGGAGGUUAACUGACUGCUUAGAAUUGCUUGAAGACAGGGAAAGAAAAGGCUUGUUGGACAUGGAUAAUGUUUAUCAUGCUGGUUUUUUCCGUGCUUGUAAAAGUCAAAAGGCUGUUAAGGAAGCUUUUUGUUUCACCCAGCUUAUUCCCAAUCCAACUCUAAGCACAUUCAACCUGCUUAUGUCUGUUUGUGCAUGCUCUCAAGAUUCAGAGGGAGCUUUCCAAGUUAUGCAACUUGUACAGGAGGCUGGACUGAAAGCUGACUGCAAACUUUACACUACUCUUAUAUCAACUUGCGCUAAAAGUGGAAAAGUAGAUACAAUGUUUAAGGUUUUUCAUGAAAUGGUCAAUGCUAAAGUGGAACCGAAUGUUCACACAUAUGGUGCACUCAUCGACGGAUGUGCUAAAGCAGGGCAAGUUGCUAAGGCGUUUGGUGCUUAUGGCAUAAUGAGAUCAAAGAAUGUGAAGCCUGACCGAGUUGUAUUCAAUGCACUUAUAACCGCAUGUGGUCAAUCAGGAGCCGUGGAUAGGGCAUUUGAUGUGUUAUCAGAAAUGAUGUCGGAGACACAACCCAUAGAGCCCGAUCAUGUCACUGUUGGUGCUUUGAUGAAAGCAUGUGCAAAUGCUGGCCAGGUUGACCGGGCACGAGAGGUAUACAAUAUGAUUCACCAAUAUAAUAUUAAGGGCACUCCAGAG
This is a messenger RNA of Ilex paraguariensis (yerba mate), 936 nucleotides long. The record is from the annotation of a GenBank genome assembly. Lineage: Eukaryota; Viridiplantae; Streptophyta; Magnoliopsida; Aquifoliales; Aquifoliaceae.